AUGGCGUCGACAUCAAUAACGAGCUUUCCGGCCGACGCGGUCCCACAGGCCCCGGAAGAUCCCCUUUUUGGCCUGUCGCGCGCCUACAAGGCCGAUACCAGCCCUGACAAGGUUGAUCUGGGAAUCGGUGCCUAUCGCGACGACAAUGCAAAGCCCUGGGUUCUUCCGGUCGUGAAGAAGGCCGACGAGAUAUUACGAAACGACCCAGAAGCGAACCACGAAUACCUUCCAAUUGCCGGUCUGCAGGCCUUCACCAGCCGCGCUGCUGAGCUCCUGCUGGGCAAGUCUGCCCCCGCCAUCGCUGAGAAGCGCACCGUCUCGGUCCAGAGCAUCUCCGGCACCGGCGCUGUCCACCUAGGCGCCCUCUUCCUAGCCAAAUUUUACAAGGGCAGCCGCACAGUAUACCUCAGCAACCCGACCUGGGCGAAUCAUCACCAGAUUUUUUCUAAUGUCGGCCUCCCCAUCGCCACCUACCCAUACUUCAGCAAGGAGACCCGGGGGCUAGACGUCGAUGGCCUGAAGGCCACGCUUGAGAAGGCCGACGAGGGCAGCAUCAUUGUCCUACACGCCUGCGCCCACAACCCGACCGGUGUCGACCCCACCCCGGAGCAAUGGCGUGAGAUUGCCUCCGUCAUGAAGGCUAAGAAGCACUUUCCCUUCUUCGACACUGCUUACCAGGGUUUCGCUUCGGGUGACCUGGACCGCGACGCUGGCGCCAUUCGUCACUUUGCCGAGGAAGGCUUCGAGCUAGUCAUCGCCCAAUCCUUUGCGAAGAACUUUGGCCUGUAUGGCCAGCGUGCCGGCUGUUUCCACUAUGUGGCUCCUAGCGGUGCCGGCGCGGCCGAGGGCGCUAAUAUCGCCACGCGCGUUUCCUCGCAGCUAUCCAUUCUCCAGCGCUCGGAGAUCAGCAACCCGCCCAUCUACGGCGCCCGCAUCGCCUCCAUCGUGCUCAACGAUGAUGCCCUGUUUGCUGAGUGGCAGGAGAACUUACGCACGAUGUCGGGCCGCAUCAUCGAUAUGCGCAAGAAGCUCCGCGCUAAGCUGGAAGAGCUCCAGACUCCGGGUGGCUGGAACCACAUCACGGACCAAAUCGGCAUGUUCAGCUUUACUGGGUUGAGUGAGCCCCAAGUCCUCAAGCUGCGCACUGACUACCACAUCUACAUGACCAAGAACGGGCGCAUCAGCAUGGCGGGGCUGAACUCAAGGAACGUGGAAUAUGUUGCCGCGGCUUUUGACAAGGUGGUCAGGGAAGCUCAGUAG
Molecule: messenger RNA, 1260 nt
Organism: Dichotomopilus funicola
Lineage: Eukaryota; Fungi; Ascomycota; Sordariomycetes; Sordariales; Chaetomiaceae
Product: pyridoxal phosphate-dependent transferase
Exons: 3
Coding region: 1-1260 (419 amino acids)
Biological process (GO): L-aspartate biosynthetic process
Cellular component (GO): cytosol
Molecular function (GO): pyridoxal phosphate binding; L-aspartate:2-oxoglutarate transaminase activity
Source: RefSeq, a predicted model, not a curated record